UAGUUUCCGCCCAAAAUACCGUUAAAGCUUUGGAAGAGAGAGGAGAGAGAGAGAGAGAGAGAGAGAGAGAGAGAGAGAGAGAGGGAGAGAGGAGAGAGAGUCCGUUACCGACUUACGCGUUUUAUUAGACACGCACGCAAGCACGGCCUUAGCCUCACAACCCCAUCUUUUUUUUACUUUGUCAAAUUCUCAGACCAACCCCAAAAAGGCUCUAGCUUUGCUCUUUGAUCUUCCAUUUUUUCACAAGAAUUUUGAGAGAGAUUUGGAUCUCAACUUCUGCUCUUUAACUUUUACCACGCCAAGUGCACGUGGUGAUCUCUGAAAAGUGAUUUGGAUUUUUACCCAAGUAAUAUGAUGGAGAAGGCAGACUCCGGGCAGAAGCUGUACACACGAAUGAGGCUGUGGGAGUUUCCGGAUCAGUAUGUGGUCGAGCCCACUGAUGGCUCUCAGGGUUCCUCUUUGGCAGUCAGUAGGGUUGACGGCUCUAUGCAGCUCAUUGAUAAGCUUCCAGAUUCCAGCUCCGUUCGGGUUCCUAAGAUUCGAACUAUUUUCGGUGUGGUUGGGAUUCUAAAGCUUUUGGCAGGGUCAUAUCUAAUGGUUAUAACAGACCGUGAACAUGUUGGUUCUUACUUGGGGCAUCCUAUCUUUAAAGUUUCAUCUUUGAAGGUUUUUCCCUGUGACCAUUCUUUGAAGAAUUCCCCGGCUGAACAGAAAAAGAUGGAGACGGAGUUUUCUGGGCUGCUAAAUAUAGCAGAGAAGACUCCUGGUCUUUAUUUCUCGUAUGAGACCAAUUUAACACUGAGUGCACAGCGAUUGCAUGAUUUGGGCGAUGAAUCUAAGUUGCUUCCACUUUGGAGACAGGCAGAGCCUAGAUUUCUUUGGAACAAUUAUAUGUUGGAAGGGAUGAUAGAUAACAAGCUCGAUCCGUACCUACUUCCUAUUGUUCAAGGGAGCUUUCAUCACUUUCAAGCAGCCAUUGGCAAAGAUAUUAUCGAUGUUACUCUGAUUGCAAGGAGAUGCACUAGGAGAAAUGGCACCCGGAUGUGGAGAAGAGGAGCUGAUUCUGAUGGGUAUGUAGCGAACUUUGUGGAAACUGAGCAGAUUAUGCACUUGAAUGGGUUUACUUCAUCAUUUGUCCAGGUUAGGGGGUCAAUUCCGUUGCUUUGGGACCAAAUUGUUGAUUUAACAUACAAGCCCAAGUUUGAAAUUGUGCGACUUGAGGAAGCUCCUCGAGUGGCAGAGCGGCAUUUUCUGGAUUUAAGAAAAAAGUAUGGGGCUGUAUUAGCUGUUGAUCUUGUUAACACGCAUGGAGGUGAAGGACGCUUGAGUGAGAAAUUUGCAAGUGCAAUGCAGCAUAUUGUUAGUGAGGAUCUGAGAUAUUGGCACUUCGAUUUCCACCAUAUCUGUGGACAUGUCCAUUUUGAGCGCCUCUCUAUACUUUAUGAGCAAAUUGUAGAUUUCCUGGACAGAAAUGGGUAUCUUCUAUUGAACGAAAAGGGUGAGAAAAUGAAGGAGCAACUGGGAGUUGUAAGGACCAAUUGCAUUGAUUGCUUAGAUCGUACAAAUGUUACCCAGAGCAUGAUAGCCCGAAAUAUGUUGGAAUGCCAACUUAGAAGGCUUGGAAUUUUUGCUGCUGAAGAAACUAUUAAAUCACAUCCCAAUUUAGAUGAAUGCUUUAGAGUCUUGUGGGCUAAUCAUGGGGAUGAUGUAAGCAUUCAGUAUUCUGGAACUCCUGCUUUGAAGGGGGAUUUUGUAAGAUGCGGACAGCGGACAAUGCAAGGGAUCGCUAAGGAUGGAGUCAGUGCUCUCCUACGUUAUUACUAUAAUAACUUUUGCGAUGGAACAAAACAGGAUGCAAUUGACCUUCUCCAAGGACAUUACAUUGUCUCGGUCAGCAGAGAUAUGACACCGUCAUCACAAAAAGGAGGACUUGAGGCUGUUGCUUCAUUUCCACUGGCUUUGUUUUUCGUUUUGAUGGGGUUCUUUUUUGCGACAUUGUCAUUGAGGCAAGUUAGGUACGAUCUACGGCACUUGUUCUUCUCAGUUAUAUGGGCAGGUCUAAGUAUUGCUAUAGCUGCAUUCGUGAGGGCCAAUGGGCGUAUUUUCUGCAACAGACCUCGUCUACACAAGCCUCGGUCUUAAUUCUGUGCUCAGAAUGUUGUGGCCGAUUCAUUUUGCUGUGAAGCAUUUCCUGCUUGCUUCAUGAUAUUUGAUUCUUUGAUUCGUACCCCACACGGAGUCUUGAAUUCUUGAUCAGUUAUACACGAAAGUUAAAACGACAUGUAAACACCUGCUUCUUUUGGUAACGACUUAUAUUCUUAUCGUCGUUCUUUUUUUCUGUAAAUGCUUGCGCCUUGUUCAAGCUUUUCAUGGACAUGGUUUGAAAGUUGUAACUUGAAAUUUUCUGUAUCUUCGCUAUGACGAUUAAUUAGAGAUUGAAAUUUUGAUUCC
Messenger RNA from Pyrus x bretschneideri (Chinese white pear), 2451 nucleotides. RefSeq names its product phosphoinositide phosphatase SAC7. Lineage: Eukaryota; Viridiplantae; Streptophyta; Magnoliopsida; Rosales; Rosaceae. Gene Ontology annotation, molecular function: phosphatidylinositol-4-phosphate phosphatase activity. Gene Ontology annotation, cellular component: endoplasmic reticulum. Bases 352 to 2142 code for a protein of 596 amino acids. The record is from RefSeq and is a predicted model, not a curated record. Gene Ontology annotation, biological process: phosphatidylinositol dephosphorylation. The transcript is spliced from 21 exons.